Messenger RNA from Mollisia scopiformis, 1303 nucleotides. RefSeq names its product 26S proteasome regulatory subunit rpn-8. Gene Ontology annotation, biological process: proteasome-mediated ubiquitin-dependent protein catabolic process. The record is from RefSeq and is a predicted model, not a curated record. The coding region runs from base 103 to 1152 and encodes 349 amino acids. NCBI's taxonomy places the organism in Eukaryota, Fungi, Ascomycota, Leotiomycetes, Helotiales, Mollisiaceae. Gene Ontology annotation, molecular function: protein binding; metallopeptidase activity. The transcript is spliced from 3 exons. Gene Ontology annotation, cellular component: proteasome regulatory particle; proteasome complex.
GUUGUUUCGGGGAGCUCUCAGGAAACCAGAGCCGCGCAGGUCAUAAGCAGCCUGGUCAACAUAAACUCGAAAAUCCUCUGAACACCACCCACCAAUUCGAAAAUGCCUGCCACCACUGCAGAGACCCUUUCGUUCGUCUCUAGGAGCGUCUCCGUUGCUCCUCUUGUUCUUCUCUCAGCUGCAGAUCAUUACGGACGCUCAGCCAAGGGCACGCGCAAACGAGUCGUUGGUGUUUUGUUAGGACAGAAUGAUGGGAAGAAUGUGAGGGUAUCAAACAGCUUUGCUGUGCCUUUCGAGGAAGACGACAAAGACCCUUCAGUAUGGUUCUUGGACCACAACUACGUCGAGUCGAUGAACGACAUGUUCAAGAAGAUCAAUGCGAGAGAGAAGCUGAUAGGAUGGUAUCAUUCGGGGCCAAAGUUGAGAGCUUCAGACCUGGAGAUCAACGAGCUGUUCAAGAGAUACACUCCGAAUCCUUUACUGGUUAUCAUCGAUGUUCAACCCAAAGAGAGUGGUGUUCCUACGGACGCAUACUUCGCUGUAGAGGAGAUUAAAGAUGACGGAACCACCACAUCCAAGACCUUCGUUCACACCCCCUCAAUCAUCGAAGCUGAGGAAGCUGAAGAAAUCGGAGUAGAGCACCUCUUGAGAGACAUUCGAGAUGUCGCCGUAGGAACACUGUCAACCAGAAUCACAAACCAACUGCAAUCACUGCAAGGAUUGCAUUUACGGUUACGAGAUAUCCAACAAUACCUACAAAAGGUGCUCACGGGGACUCUCCCAGUCAACCAUGCUAUCCUGGGAAAUUUACAAGACGUUUUCAACCUUCUGCCCAAUCUCUCUACACCCAAAACUUCAUCAAAUGUCCCCAACGGCAUUGAUGGACCGGCGACGAACGAUAGCGAAUUAGCACAUGCGAUGAGUAUCAAGACCAACGAUCAACUCAUGGCCAUCUAUCUUAGCAGUCUGAUCAGAGCCAUCACCGCGUUCCAUGACUUGAUUGAGAACAAGAUUCAGAACCGCCAGCAACAAGAUACCCAGAAGGAGGAGGCCAAGGACGAGAAAGAGAAGAAAACUAAUGGAGUGAACGGUGUCAACGGAGAGGCUAAGGAAGCAGAAAAGGAGAAAGACGAGAAAGAUAAAAAGAAGUGAUGACGUUAUGAUGUGGUGGCGUUUAGUUCUCGGUGUUCAUGGGGCAUCAACUCGGCAUGGCAUAUUUCUGAUCAUGAAUGAGAUGUGCCUUUGUAUCAUAGAUGCGUAGCUUGCAGCAAAUAGCAGCCAUGCAAUUGUGUCUUCAAACAUG